UUCCUCCUCCGGCUCCGGGCCGCUCAGCUCGGUCGCCGGCUCCGGCUCCUCCCGGCCGCCCGGGGCCGAGGCGGCGAGAGGUUGUAAAAAUCCAUGUGGGACGGCCCGGGGCGAGCAUCGCAAAGAUCUCUGAUUGGAAUCAUCACCUGGCACUGCCUAAAAAGAAUGUAGUGACAGUUCUGGCAAACAGUGGAAUUAUUGGCUUAAACUCCAGCAUAGCAUAGCAUUUCUUCUCUUUAACAGCAAUUCAUAAAAGAAGAAAAAUGUAUGGAAGUGCAAGAACAAUCACCAAUCUGGAGGGUAGCCCUUCUAGGUCACCUCGUUUGCCAAGGUCCCCUCGUCUGGGCCAUCGAAGAACGAGUAGUGGAGGUGGGGGAGGAACAGGCAAGACUCUGUCUAUGGAAAAUAUCCAAUCCCUUAAUGCAGCCUAUGCUACAUCUGGCCCCAUGUACCUGAGUGAUCAUGAAGGAGUAGCUUCAACCACUUACCCAAAGGGCACUAUGACUCUGGGCAGGGCCACAAAUAGAGCUGUUUAUGGAGGUCGAGUCACAGCCAUGGGAAGUAGUCCCAAUAUUGCUUCGGCUGGACUUUCCCACACAGAUGUCCUUUCAUACGCAGAUCAACAUGGUCUGAGCAGCUCAGCUCAUCAUCACCACCACCAGGUCCCUUCUAUGUUGAGGCAGGUAAGAGAUAACACCAUGUUAGAUCUUCAAGCCCAGCUCAAGGAACUUCAGAGAGAGAAUGACCUCCUCCGGAAAGAGCUAGACAUCAAGGACAGCAAGCUGGGAUCCUCUAUGAACAGCAUCAAGACUUUCUGGAGUCCUGAGCUGAAGAAGGAGAGAGUAUUAAGGAAGGAAGAGGCAGCCCGGAUGUCUGUCCUCAAGGAGCAGAUGAGAGUUUCUCAUGAAGAAAACCAGCACCUGCAACUGACAAUCCAGGCCCUUCAAGAUGAGCUGCGAACACAGAGAGAUCUCAACCAUCUCCUGCAGCAAGAGAGUGGUAACCGUGGGGCUGAGCACUUCACCAUUGAGCUGACUGAGGAGAACUUCCGGAGGCUCCAAGCUGAGCAUGACAGGCAGGCAAAGGAGUUGUUCCUUCUGCGGAAAACACUGGAGGAAAUGGAGCUGAGAAUUGAAACUCAGAAACAGACCCUCAAUGCCCGAGAUGAGUCCAUUAAAAAGCUCCUUGAAAUGUUGCAGAGUAAAGGUUUGCCAUCCAAAAGCCUUGAGGAUGACAAUGAGCGCACUCGCCGCAUGGCAGAGGCUGAGUCUCAAGUCAGCCACUUGGAAGUGAUCUUAGACCAGAAAGAGAAGGAAAACAUCCACCUCAGAGAGGAAUUGCAUCGAAGAAGCCAACUCCAGCCUGAGCCAGCCAAGACGAAAGCUCUCCAGACUGUCAUUGAAAUGAAGGACACAAAAAUUGCAUCAUUGGAGCGAAACAUAAGAGACCUUGAGGAUGAGAUCCAGAUGUUAAAAACUAAUGGUGUAUUGAAUACUGAGGACCGAGAGGAAGAGAUCAAACAAAUAGAGGUUUACAAAAGUCACUCCAAGUUCAUGAAGACAAAGAUUGAUCAGCUGAAGCAGGAACUUUCAAAGAAAGAGUCAGAACUUCUUGCCUUACAAACAAAGCUUGAAACCCUUAGCAAUCAAAACUCAGAUUGCAAGCAACACAUUGAAGUGCUUAAAGAGUCGCUUACUGCCAAAGAACAGAGGGCUGCCAUUCUUCAGACUGAGGUAGAUGCACUGAGAUUACGAUUGGAAGAGAAAGAAUCUUUCCUCAACAAAAAAACAAAGCAACUGCAGGACCUCACAGAAGAAAAGGGUACCCUGGCUGGAGAGAUUCGUGACAUGAAAGAUAUGCUAGAAGUAAAGGAAAGAAAAAUCAAUGUUCUUCAGAAAAAGAUUGAAAACUUGCAAGAACAACUUAGGGAUAAAGACAAGCAACUGACCAAUCUGAAAGACAGAGUGAAGUCCUUGCAGACUGAUUCUACCAACACGGACACUGCACUGGCCACACUAGAGGAGGCCCUGUCAGAGAAGGAGAGAAUAAUCGAGCGCUUGAAAGAACAGCGGGAGAGAGAUGAUCGGGAAAGACUAGAAGAAAUAGAAUCCUUCCGAAAAGAGAACAAAGACCUGAAGGAGAAGGUCAAUGCUCUACAAGCUGAACUGACAGAGAAAGAGUCUAGUUUAAUUGACCUCAAAGAACAUGCGUCUUCAUUAGCCUCUGCAGGGCUGAAAAGAGACUCCAAAUUAAAGUCUCUAGAAAUAGCCAUCGAACAAAAGAAAGAGGAAUGUAGCAAAUUGGAAGCACAGUUAAAAAAGGCUCAUAAUAUUGAAGAUGACUCCAGAAUGAACCCUGAGUUUGCAGACCGACUAAAACAGCUUGAUAAAGAAGCAUCUUACUACCGUGAUGAGUGUGGCAAGGCCCAGGCAGAAGUGGACCGGUUGCUGGAGAUCCUCAAGGAGGUGGAAAAUGAAAAGAAUGACAAGGACAAGAAGAUUGCGGAACUCGAAAGGCAUAUGAAAGAUCAGAAUAAGAAGGUGGCCAACCUCAAGCACAAUCAACAGCUGGAAAAGAAGAAGAAUGCACAGUUGUUGGAAGAAGUCCGCAGGCGAGAAGACAGCAUGGCUGACAAUUCACAGCAUUUGCAGAUAGAGGAGCUAAUGAAUGCCUUGGAGAAGACCAGACAAGAACUGGAUGCCACCAAAGCCCGUCUUGCCUCGACACAGCAGUCCCUAGCAGAAAAGGAAGCACACUUGGCUAACCUCCGGGUCGAGAGGCGAAAACAGCUGGAGGAGAUCCUGGAGAUGAAACAGGAAGCACUACUUGCAGCAAUCAGUGAGAAGGAUGCAAACAUUGCUUUGCUGGAAUUGUCUGCCUCUAAGAAGAAAAAGACUCAGGAAGAAGUAAUGGCACUCAAGCGAGAGAAAGAUCGGCUAGUGCAUCAGUUAAAGCAGCAGGUUUAUAGACCUAGGAAACAGCCCCCGAGCUCGAAUAUACCAUGCACUUGUGAUGCUGGCUACAGCCCAGAUAUUACGGCCAAGUACCACGGGUCCAGCUACGAUGCUUACAUGUUCCAAAGGUCUCAGACUCAGAACAGAAUGAAGCUAAUGGCAGACAGCUACGAUGAAGACCAUCACCAUUACCACCACCACCACCAUCACCACCACCACCGAUCUCCUGGGAGGUCCCAACAUUCCAACCACAGACCCUCUCCAGACCAGCUAUCAGAAGGGCUGAAUACAGGGGAAACACAACUCUGCAGCAAUAUUCUGAUCACCUAUUGCAGUGCGGCCCACAUCACUGGUCACCACCUGAAGCAACGAACUGCAGGGGAAUUGUCACUUUCAUUGCAGAACAUGAAUCUUCUGGUUACCAUGGUGUCCCUCCUUCAUCUCAUGUCAUUUCCCAUGGAUUUGAAUAUGUAGGAAAGGAAGAAGGCAGAGAGGAAGAGGAGAAAAAAAUGACAGAGCCUCUGCUUCUCUGAAGGGAUUCAGGACAUUUAGAAUAUGAUCAUCUCUUCUGAAUGUCAUGAUUCGAUUUUUUUUUAAAUUUCUCUUACCUAAACCUUAUUGGAUACAUUGAAACUCCUUGGGAUUCUAUGGAUUCAGCUUCUGGUGUACAACUAGCUUCAUCCAUUUAUUCUGCUGGUCAGAGUGGUCCUUCCCAAUGCAUUCGAUAAGUUAUCGAAUGGUGUAAAUUUGCUGUGAGGGAGUGGUGUUGGCAGUGUGUCUACCACGAUGCAUGGAGUGUAUGAGAAAGAAACCAAAACACCAAAAAUAUGGCGAGCCUUUAACCUCCUCUAUUUCUUUAAUCUGCUGUUUGAAGAACCACAUUUUGAUGGCUUCAUCAGUUGUUACCUCUGGGCCAGGUUGGAAAUGAAAUCAAUUUUUUAAACCACUAAUACUUGCCAAGAAAUCGCCUUAUGAGAACAUGGUGUGUGUCUCUGACAAUGUAUGGCACAUCUAAAUUGAUCAUUCAUCAUCUUGCUCAUGUACCAGGGAGUGGAAAAAGCCUGAGGCACCCACCCACCCCAUGCGUUGCAGGCAUUGCCUCUGUUGGGAUGUGGUCUAGCUUCAGGCUCUUACUAUUCCGGUACAUGCAGGUCUCCAUGACAAAGCUGGGACUCAUUCACAUUUCAAGAUCCAAAUGCUUGCUGUGCUAACAGUGUAAGCUUAGAUCUUCUGUAAAAUCAAGGUCAUGUCUCACUUUUUAUAAAAAAAAAAAAAAAAAGAAAAUGUCUCCAACAUGGAUUGCAAACCAUUUUCACAUGAAAGCAUUGAUGAAUGAGGAAUAAUCACAAAAGCUGUGUAUCUGUAUAUAUAUAUAGUUCUCUAUAUGACUUGUAUGUGGAUCCAGUCAUUACUUAAAGCACAUGCCAGGGAAAAGAGACCAAAUUCCUAGGUCUUUUACAUACAGUGAACAUGGUACUAAGGAGAAUUAAGCUCCUACUGCUUCCUGUGAAGAUUAAAAUGAUUUAAGUAAUUAUAACUUCAUAAAACUGAUGACUAAGUCUGGCAAACAUGUGCAAAUGUUGUAUUGAUCUAUUUUCUUGUCAAUGGAAGAAAUCUUUCCACGUGUAUGCAAGUGGGAGAUGAAAACUUUCAUUUUUAAAGGACAAACAGUGAAUUAAGCAUGAGUGGCCUUAAUAAAACUAGUUGUCUUUCUUUGCUGCUGUGGAAAGGAUUCUAAAGAGAUGUUCUUGAAGUCUUGCAUUGAAUUUAGUCGUUAUUAUAGUUUUUAAAAUGUUGGUGCAAUUAACUCUGGAUCUUUCUGGUGAGCCAUAGCGAUAUUUAGAAGACAACACUAUUUAUUUAUUGGAGGAGAUGAAACUGUCCCUUGAGUUGUACCUUUUUAUCUGUUGGUGCAUCAGGGAAAGUUGUAUAUUCAAGCAAGUUUCCUGCUUCUGGUUUUGUUCUUGUCAGUAAGUAGAAAACUAUGUAAAGCUUGCAGUGUUGCAAAAACAAUCCAAAUAUAUUCAUGUUUUAGAAGUUCGUCCUUUAACUAUCAAAAGGAUCUAGGUCUUGGUUGGAGAAGUGAACAGAGUUCUUUGCAAACUCAUUUAUACUUUGAGACACAGUGUUACACUGAGAAACCCAAGCCACAGAUUCGUGGCUAUGAACAGUUUGUCUGUCCUCAGAGAGGCCCAGACCUGAACUCUGCAACUAAAUGCUUGAAGUAGGAAGUAGGAAAUCCAGUAGGGAAUGUUGGAUCCUUUGAAAUUGGAAAGAAAGGUACCAAAUGUGUAUAGUUAGUUAUUCCUACAUAUGUGCCAAUUUUGUCACAGCUAUGAUUUGGGGAGUCAUUUUUACCCCACUUUUAUUGGCUGAAAGUAUUAUUGAUUUUAUCUUUAUGCAAGCAUAUAAUUUUGUCCCUGAAAAUGAAAUUUGAUCUAACAUAGCAUCUUUUCUCAUUUCAUAUAUUAUUGUCUGAUGUUUUUUCUGGGGUUAAAAAAUAAAACCCUUUCUCACCCUUUAAAAAUUAUCUCUGGGUUUACAACAAACACUGUGAUGUUUGAAAGCUAUUUCCUUGGUGAAAACUUUAGCAAGUUCCCUUCUAAUCAAUGUAGUAGGAAAACAAAAGGUUUGGACUAACAGUUAGGAUAAGUUGGUCUAAGUCUUACUUUGUGCAAAAAUCAGGCUUGUACUUUAUACCCCAUUUGAUUUCUAUGUACAGUCUCAAUUUUGUAUUUAAUGAUUUUUAUGUAUCCAGUAUGCACAUUUAACAGCGUGUCAGCUUUCAUUUGAAAGUGGGUUUUACUUUUUCAACAGUGUUAUUUAUGAAGAGACCUCAUGUGUAUUGACAUCAGCUCAAUCUGCAAUGUUUUUGUGUAGAGUGCUGUUUGAAUGCUGCCAGGCGUCCAUGUAUCUAAUUCUCUGAGACCUUCAUUUGAUAGUGCUUCUUGUAAUAUUUCUUCAAGUGAGUGGCAUGUGGGUUGUGAUAUUGACCGUGUAAUUAUUGGACAUCGCUAUGAAAAAAAACACAUAAAUUAAACUAAGGAACCCUCAAAACUACCAGUGGGCAUGUAUUAGCCAGUCAUUGUAACCUCGUGUCUAGUAGAAAUGCAAUGUACAAGGUAUGUACAGUUCAUAAAUUUGUUAUCAUGUGUAUGAGAAGUACUUUGUGCUGAUCGCCUUAUUUAUAUUCAUCAAAUAAACCUUGGUUCUUUCUGAAGCAAGUUCAUUUUGUCUCUAAUAAAUGCUCUAAUCAUCGUGGUUUCUAUAUGUUGAGUGUCAUGAAUCUCCACUUGAAGAACUCUGUGGACUUGAAGAAAAAA
Messenger RNA from Perognathus longimembris pacificus (Pacific pocket mouse), 6277 nucleotides. RefSeq names its product ELKS/RAB6-interacting/CAST family member 2 (gene Erc2). The record is from RefSeq and is a predicted model, not a curated record. NCBI's taxonomy places the organism in Eukaryota, Metazoa, Chordata, Mammalia, Rodentia, Heteromyidae. The coding region runs from base 264 to 3428 and encodes 1054 amino acids. Gene Ontology annotation, molecular function: structural constituent of presynaptic active zone. The transcript has 17 exons. Gene Ontology annotation, cellular component: cytoskeleton of presynaptic active zone. Gene Ontology annotation, biological process: maintenance of presynaptic active zone structure; neuromuscular synaptic transmission; regulation of synaptic plasticity.